AGUUGACUUACACACAUCGGACAUCAGUCAGUUGAUCGCCGUUGGCGGACUUGGACGCGCAUCGCUUCGCUUCGACUUCGCGUUGCUAUCGAUUACGAUUUCGAUUCAUUUUGUUUGUGCUCUGCCGUUGCAUCUAUGUUUAAAUGUUUAUUUUAAUUGUCGCAAAACGGAUGUGAAGUGAAUACAACCCGAUUUGAAGAGCAAGAAGCCCCGACAUCAACAUGCCGGACAAUGAUAAUGAAAUCAAACCCGCAGAGGCCAGCACAGAUGCUGCUGCAGAACCUGCAACUACCUCCCCAGCAGCUGCGGUAGCUGAUCAGCCCGAGACAAAAUCAGAGGUUGUUGAGGCCACCAAGCCAGCAGCAGAAGCAGCAAGCGAGCCUCUAUCUGAGGCAGAGCCGGCAACGAAUGGCAAAGCCAGAAAGUUGUCUGACGUAGACGAAUCGCCGCAGGAGUCAAAGAAAAAUGGUGGUGAACUAGUCGAGAGUAAUAACUUUUCUAAUGCUGUGGAGGCAGAGGGUCAGGAAAAGAAACUGCCCUAUCCCAAGUCCGUGUUCUUUAUCAUCAGCAACGAAUUCUGCGAACGAUUCAACUACUAUGGCAUGCGCACUGUCCUUGUGCUCUAUCUGAGCCGUCAAUUGGGCUAUUCCGAAAAUACGGCCACUGUUGUGUUUCACGUUUUUACCAUGUUUGUGUACUUCUUGUGUGUAUUUGGUGCCAUUAUUUCGGACUCCUGGCUGGGCAAAUUCAAGACUAUAUUGUACUUAUCCCUCGUCUACAUCUGUGGCUCGGUUCUCCUCACUCUCGGCGCUAUUGGACCCCUAAAUCUGCCGGUGGAAACGUUCACCAUACUCGGUUUAGCGCUCAUUGCGCUUGGUUCGGGUGGCAUAAAACCUUGUGUCUCCGCAUUUGGCGGCGAUCAGUUCAAGGUCCCCGAGCAGGUGAAACAGAUCACAUCGUUCUUCUCGCUCUUCUACUUCUCGAUCAAUGCAGGCUCAUUGAUCUCGACAACGGUGACGCCGAUUUUGCGUGAGGAUGUCCAUUGUUUCGAUGACAACAACUGCUUCCCCUUGGCCUUCGGUGUGCCCGCCAUUCUGAUGAUUGUCUCCGUGCUGAUCUUUGUUCUCGGUCGACCACUGUACAAGAUCAAACCGCCGGCAGGAAACAUGGUAGUGCUGGUAAGCAGCACAAUCUGGACAGCAAUCAGGACUAAGUGCAAGGAGAAGAAGACCAAUCCACGCGAACACUGGCUCGACUAUGCGGAUAAGAAGUACGACCGCCAGAUGAUCGACGAUGUUAAGGUGCUGAUGCGUGUCCUCUUCCUUUAUCUGCCGCUGCCCGUCUUCUGGGCACUGUUCGAUCAGCAAGGCUCCCGCUGGACUUUCCAGGCCACACGCAUGGACGGCGACAUGGGCUCGUGGGAUCUGAAACCAGAUCAGCUGCAGGUGCUGAAUCCGUUGCUUAUUCUUGUCUUCAUUCCACUCUACGAUGUCGCCUUCUAUCCCGCUUUACGACUUGUUGGCAUCCGGCGUCCACUGCAAAAGCUUACCAUGGGCGGCAUUUUGGCCGGCAUUGCGUUCAUCAUUUCCGGCAUUGUGGAGUUGAAUCUGGAGAAAACCUAUCCCGUAUUGCCCUACAGUCACAACACCCAACUGCGCGUCUACAACACCGAGAAUUGCGCCUACCAUUUCGAGACCAAUCUGACCAGUAUUCCUAGCUUCGAUGUGGAGCCCUCUAGUGUCUACACAAAAACUGAUGUCUGGCUAGACGAUGUGCCCACUUAUCUGCAAUACACAAUCACACCGGGAGCCGGUUGUCCCGAAUAUGAGGGUGGCAUUCACCGCCUGACCGACAACACCGCCUGGUCCUUGUUCCUCAAUUCGGGGAAUAAAACCGGCCCUGCAACCUUCUGGGAGGAGGACUUUGUGAACAAACCCUCCGACAGUUAUCCCCUCGUUCGUACCGUGGCCAAUUUAGUGCAAGAGCGUGAGAUCAGAUGGGUGAGCAGCAAGAACUCUUACGAGGCCACCGAGACGAAUUUAACUCGAGUGAACUCCAACAACUACGAUGUGUACAUCGACGGUACGCCCUACGGUAACUUCCGCAUUCACACCGGCGGUGUUUAUACGGUCCUCAUCAAGGAGAAUCCCACUGGCGUCUAUGAGCUGACGCUACACGAGGUGACCGAAUCCAAUUCAAUGAACAUUCUCUGGCUUAUACCACAGUAUGUUGUGAUGACACUCGGAGAAGUGAUGUUCUCGGUGACGGGUCUUGAGUUCUCGUAUGCCCAAGCGCCGCCCAGCAUGAAGUCUGUGCUGCAGGCAUGUUGGCUCCUCACUGUCGCCUUUGGCAAUGUUAUUGUUGUGAUCAUUGCGGAAGCAGCGCUCUUCGAUUCACAGGCCAGUGAAUUUUUCCUAUUCGCCGGUCUCAUGUUCAUCGACAUGCUGAUCUUUAUGUUCAUGGCUUACAACUACAAGCCCAACGAUCCUAACAAGAAGAACGAGGAGAUUGAACCGUUGACCGGCGAUGUGAAUAAACAGAUCGAACCGCUGUCAACGGGCGUUCCCAACAAGGCACUGGAGGUCAACGAGUAGAGCUCAUGUUCUCCGCCCAAUUAUGUUGUGUAUUAUAUGAAAAUUGUCCAUUCCCAUUCCCAUUCUAUUCCCCAUCCUAAUCCUAAUCCCACACUCCUUGUGCGUGUCCAUUUACAAUGUAAGUGAAGCUCCUCUGCUCGCGUCUGUGAGCUGUUUGUUGAAUAUAUAUGACAAGACAUACGUAUUAACUAAACUAAUCUAAAUACAAAUAAAAUAAACUUGUAAUCAUAUAA
Messenger RNA from Drosophila nasuta, 2827 nucleotides. RefSeq names its product peptide transporter family 1-like. Gene Ontology annotation, cellular component: membrane. Gene Ontology annotation, molecular function: transmembrane transporter activity. The coding region runs from base 222 to 2594 and encodes 790 amino acids. The transcript has 6 exons. NCBI's taxonomy places the organism in Eukaryota, Metazoa, Arthropoda, Insecta, Diptera, Drosophilidae. The record is from RefSeq and is a predicted model, not a curated record. Gene Ontology annotation, biological process: transmembrane transport; oligopeptide transport.